Manihot esculenta (cassava) is the source of this 2456-nucleotide messenger RNA. RefSeq names its product probable inactive purple acid phosphatase 29. Gene Ontology annotation, molecular function: hydrolase activity, acting on ester bonds. NCBI's taxonomy places the organism in Eukaryota, Viridiplantae, Streptophyta, Magnoliopsida, Malpighiales, Euphorbiaceae. The transcript is spliced from 5 exons. The record is from RefSeq and is a predicted model, not a curated record. The coding region runs from base 1057 to 2226 and encodes 389 amino acids. Gene Ontology annotation, cellular component: cytoplasm.
CACAUUCGUUUGGCUGGUUUAGAUGGUUGUUUUGAUAUUAUGCACAAACCUUUCUAAAUCUUAGAUAGUUGAAAACUGAAAUGGCUGAUUAGGGAAUCGGUUCUUGCUACACCUUUUCUGAGGACCAUAUGAUCCCCUAACCCUAUGCUUGUAAAUGAUUCUAUGAUAUUGAAGAUUGCUAGAAAAGCCGAAAGAGUCCAUAUGAGAAUUUUGUUGGAUUACUUCUACUUUUGUGAAGCUUGACCUUGUAGCUAUUCAAGUUUCCUUUAUUAGUUUUCUUAAUAAAUUACAUUUUAGUAACGGAUCAACAUUUAAUUCAAAACUAAAUGGUUAGUUAAACCUUUGAAAUUAUUUUUUCUUUCCGCAAUAUCUUUAUUGUACCAUACAUCCAGAGAAUAAACCCAUUUGCUGCGCCAAGAAAGAAUCCAAGACAACGAACUGAACAUCCAGAUUGCGGCGGCAGCGGCGUUGGCGUCGAUCUCCAUUGAGCUGGAGUUUAGGAAGAAGAAUCGGAGGCGUCCACAGCUGCCACUCUGCCUAUGUGCCAUCCAGAAAACCUUUUGAAGCCCAUUUGCAGCUAGCCAAUAACAAAGUCGUCAACGGCGAUCUCCUCAACGGUAACACAGAGCACAUCAGCAAAAAACCUUCAUAAUUUCUGUGCAUUCAUUGUUCUUCAGGGAAAUGGAAGAGCAGCAAAAUGAAAUUUAAUCCGGUAGUUUGGUGGGAGAGUUGUUACUUGUUAGCUGUGGCUUUAAAUUUCUGCCAUUUAUUUACAAAGCUUCGACGAGACGAAUUUGAUUAGGGCAACAAUGAUAUAUGCAUUUUCGAAGUCCCAGCUUUAACCAUCCUCUGAUUCGGACAUAAAUAUCUGGGAAGGAAACUCACUUAGCUACUCUUGGCUACUUGUUUGAAAGGAAGCUGUGUUUGUCUUCUUGUUACGUUAGCCCCUGUCUUCUAUUUCUACUUCCAGUGUUGUCACGGCCCUGUCGGGACUUUCCCUUCAUAGAAGAUUGGGAGUUCUUUCAACUAGAAAAUAUAAACCAACCCCCAGAAAAAAUGGUGAUGGGGAGGAAAAUUCAGUCGCUUUCCCUUUCUCACGUAUUAGUUGCAAUGUUAGCCUUUUCCCACUUGGCGGUUGCACUGGCUGCGCAAAAACAUCUCCGUUUUGGUCCAAAUGGAAAGUUCAAGAUACUGCAGGUGGCGGAUAUGCACUUCGGAGAUGGAAAGGUCACGCCUUGCUUGAAUGUGCUCCCGACCCAGAUGCAUACUUGCUCCGACGUCAACACAACUGUCUUUAUCGACCGCAUGAUUCGAGCUGAGAAGCCCGAUUUAAUCGUUUUCACUGGUGAUAACAUCUUUGGAUUUGAUGCCACGGACGCGGCCAAAUCACUGAGUGCUGCAUUUGCGCCUGCAAUUUCGUCGAACAUCCCAUGGGCAGCAAUUUUGGGAAACCAUGACCAAGAAUCGACCUUGUCAAGGGAAGGGGUCAUGAAGCACAUUGUUGGCCUUAAGAACACUCUUUCUCAAGUCAAUCCUGCAGAUGCACACGUUAUUGAUGGUUUUGGAAACUACAACCUUGAGAUCAGUGGAGUUAAGGGUUCAAGCUAUCAAAACAAAUCAGUUCUCAAUCUCUACUUCCUUGAUAGCGGAGAUUACUCCACAGUUCCAUCAAUUCCUGGCUAUGGUUGGGUCAAACCCUCUCAGCAGUUUUGGUUUCAACGCACUUCUGCAAACCUCCGGAGAGCAUACGUGAGCCAGCCAGUGCCUCACAAAGAACCUGCACCUGGGCUUGUGUACUUCCACAUCCCAUUGCCGGAAUUUGCAAGUUUUGAUUCGUCCAACUUCACAGGGGUGAAGCAGGAAGGCAUUAGCUCUGCUUCUGUGAAUUCUGGUUUCUUCACGACCAUGGUGGAGGCAGGGGAUGUGAAGGCUGUUUUCACAGGACAUGAUCAUCUGAAUGACUUCUGCGGUCAGCUAACUGAUAUUCAACUUUGUUAUGGCGGGGGCUUUGGAUACCAUGCCUAUGGGAAGGCUGGAUGGUCAAGGAGGGCAAGGGUAGUGGUAGCGUCUCUGGAAAAGACAGAGAAGGGAGAUUGGGGAGCUGUUAAGUCUAUCAAAACAUGGAAACGCCUUGAUAAUCAUCUCCUCACUGCUAUAGAUGGUCAAGCCCUCUGGAGCAAGAGCCCUGCAGGAGGCCGUAGAAAGAAACAAGUUGGCGGUGCUUGAGUAAUGGAGCAUGAGAUUGUUUACUGCACUGGUUGCCGACAACUCGACUGGAGGGAAUAUGUCUUGAGUCUACUUAGCGAGGAGUGUCUUGCAUUUUACACUAAUUGUAGAUUGAGAUAUAUGUAACAAUGAAGUAUGUCAGAAGAGAAAGUAAAUUGCCAGACAAUAAAUGGAUAAUUAAAAUAUAUAAUUUGUAAUUUUAUAUAUAUAUACCCACAAGAUUUCUGCAA